Molecule: messenger RNA, 402 nt
Organism: Punctularia strigosozonata HHB-11173 SS5
Lineage: Eukaryota; Fungi; Basidiomycota; Agaricomycetes; Corticiales; Punctulariaceae
Exons: 1
Coding region: 1-402 (133 amino acids)
Source: RefSeq, a predicted model, not a curated record
AUGACCGCGACCUACCCCUUAUCCAUCGUCGCAUACAAACGCGGUACGCAGAAUGACGAGAUCCGCCCCUACCACUGGCAAUUCCACCUCGCGACAGGCGAUAUCCGUGGCGUCUUCCAUCAGCUCUACGGCGAGCCCGGCAACUUUUGGUACGAAGGCGCGGAGAAGAUGAUACUCUUCGAGACUGAAGGCGGGAAGGUGACCAUUGGUGCCGUUCCCGCGGACGCGCUCGACGAGCUGGAGCGCAUCCUCGAGCAGAUACCGGUCGUUUUGGACAAGAAUGUGAAGUGGAACUGUCAAAGCUGGUGUCUCGACGCCCUCGAGCCACUUCGCGCCAAGGGAUGGAUUGCGGAUGGCAUAACGGAGACAACGAUCCGCGAAGCGCUGCCUGAAACGGCAUGA